Molecule: messenger RNA, 1851 nt
Organism: Penaeus chinensis
Lineage: Eukaryota; Metazoa; Arthropoda; Malacostraca; Decapoda; Penaeidae
Product: procathepsin L-like
Exons: 6
Coding region: 63-1088 (341 amino acids)
Biological process (GO): immune response
Cellular component (GO): lysosome
Molecular function (GO): cysteine-type endopeptidase activity
Source: RefSeq, a predicted model, not a curated record
GUGUGUGUGUAGGACUUCAGCUGAAUUUGAAGGAGAAUAUUAAUAGCUUGUGAUGUUUUCAGAUGAAAUUCCUAAGUGCAGCGGUACUUGUGGCCGUUGUGGCAUCCACAUCGGCCGUGUCCUUUUUCUCUGUUGUCCUGGAGGAAUGGGAAGCUUUCAAGCUUGAGCAUGGCAAGAAGUAUGACUCAGAGGUCGAGGAGUCAUUCCGCAUGAAGAUCUUCACAGAGAACAAGCACAAGAUUGCCAACCACAACAAGGGCUAUUCGCAAGGACACCACACUUACAAACUCAGUAUGAACAAAUAUGGAGAUAUGCUCCACCAUGAGUUCAUCUCGACCAUGAACGGCUUCCGUGGAAACCACACUGGGGGUUACAAGAGCAACCGGCCUUACACCGGAGCCACCUUCAUUGAGCCUGAUAAUGACGUGCAGCUUCCCAAGAAUGUUGACUGGAGGACCAAGGGAGCCGUCACACCUAUCAAGGACCAGGGCCAGUGUGGCUCCUGCUGGGCUUUCUCUGCUACUGGUGCCUUGGAGGGCCAGACAUUCCGCAAGACUGGUCAGCUGGUGAGCCUCUCAGAGCAGAACCUGGUGGACUGCUCUCGCAAGUUUGGCAACAAUGGCUGCAAUGGUGGACUCAUGGACAAUGCCUUCGAGUAUGUCAAGGAGAAUGGCGGUAUCGACACCGAGGAUAGCUACCCCUAUGAUGGAGAGGAUGAGAAAUGCCAUUACAAUCCUGGAGCUGCUGGUGCCGAGGACAAGGGCUUUGUUGAUGUGCGUGAGGGAAGUGAACAUGCCCUGAAGAAGGCCGUUGCGACAGUUGGCCCAGUGUCUGUGGCUAUUGACGCAUCUCACGAGUCAUUCCAGUUCUACAGCCAUGGUGUGUACAUUGAACCAGAAUGCUCCCCUGAGAUGCUCGACCAUGGUGUCCUUGUUGUUGGCUACGGCAUUGAUGACGAUGGCACAGAUUACUGGUUGGUAAAGAACUCCUGGGGUACAAGCUGGGGUGAUCAGGGCUACGUCAAGAUGGCCCGCAACCGUGACAACCAGUGUGGCAUUGCCUCCUCCGCCUCCUUCCCUCUUGUCUAAAGAGUGAAAAAACCAAAAGAUCAUGAAGCUACAGUUAAUGUUUACCCUAGAUCAUUUUCUUUCCCUUUAUCUGGUGGGUUUUGCUCUCAGUACAUACAGCAAGUAAUACUUCUGAAUUCUGAGCACUAGUUCUUGUCUUGCAUGAGUUCUAUAUACAGAGAGCACUGUAUUGAAAGGAGAGGAAGAAAAACCCUUACAGAAAACUUUUAAUUGUCAUCACCAUCAUUUAACACUAGUUGUCUUGUAAGUCAGAUAAAAAGAAUUUCACCAUUUGGCCAGGCAUCUUUCCCAGGAGUGAAUGUUUUUUAAUUCGCUUGCUCCCUUCAUGUGACAAACAGGUUAGGACUUUUUAUUUUUAUAAGAAUUGUCUUGUGUCAUAGCAUCCUAGGAGUGUGAAUCUUCACUGUUCAUUAUUUCAUACCUGGAAGCGUUAAUGUGUUCAUGUAUGCAUUUACUUGGCUGCCUCACUUGUGGGGGAAAGGCUCAAUAGCUACAAGGUUGUGUGGGAGUGGCAGUCGCUGUACCUCUGACCACCAGAUGAAAGGAUCUGUCUCCCGUUAGUUUCCUCAUUGUAUUAAUAGGGGUGUGUCUUGGGCCUUUUCAAUUAGCUGUCAAUAUCUUGCAAGGUGUCAUAGUUACGAUUUUAGAAAGGAAAUGUCUUUGAUUCAGGAAAUUUGGACAGGAGGAGUUGUGUAUCAGGGAGUACACACCUGUGAUGAUAAAAUCUGCUAUGUAGUUUUUCUUAAUAAAUAUUUAAAAGUUA